Messenger RNA from Corythoichthys intestinalis (scribbled pipefish), 7107 nucleotides. It is a transcript of the gene kitlga, whose product is annotated as kit ligand a. Gene Ontology annotation, biological process: cell adhesion; positive regulation of cell population proliferation. Bases 297 to 1109 code for a protein of 270 amino acids. The transcript is spliced from 10 exons. Gene Ontology annotation, molecular function: cytokine activity; stem cell factor receptor binding. NCBI's taxonomy places the organism in Eukaryota, Metazoa, Chordata, Actinopteri, Syngnathiformes, Syngnathidae. The record is from RefSeq and is a predicted model, not a curated record. Gene Ontology annotation, cellular component: plasma membrane.
GCGCCCUCCUUGCGUGGAAGCCUUCUGGAUGUACGCGCCCUCAGACGCUUUUUGCACGCCGCCUGCAAAACUCAGUCACUCACACCCUCACUGACUGCACUCGUCCUACGCGUCCUCAUCCGAGUCCUCCUUCAUUUUUUUUUUUUUUGUGAUUUUAUUUUUUUGCCUCCUCUUCUCGGAUACUAAUUUUGACGCCUUGGAUAUGUGCACACAAGAUGAUGACAACCCCUUUCCUACCCGUAGAAGUAAAAUAAAAUAGGCUUUCGCGCACUAUAGCUUCUCCCCUGUCGUUCCAUAUGAAGAAGCCAAAAAUUCGGAUACGCGUCUGUGUCCAUUUACUGCUGCUGAUAACGCUCGGGGCGCAUUCAAGUAAAUUUGACGUCAACCCAGUGACUGAUGACGUGGCGAGACUCUCGAUAUUGAAACACAAUAUUCCCAAAGACUACAAAAUUCCUGUACAUUACGUUCCGAAAGAAGAGGGUGGGAUGUGCUGGGUCAAGCUCAACGUCUUCUACCUAGAGGAGAGUUUACAAGACUUAGCGCACAAGUUUGGCAACAUUUCGUCCAAUAGAAAAGACAUUAGCAUAUUUAUACAAAUACUUCAGGAACUACGGCUCAAUAUGGGCUCUGUGGAGGCUGUCAUGUACGACUUUGAGUGCCACUACCGCAAGGAGCGGUGGCCCACGGAGAAAUACUUUGAGUUUGUGUCCGACUUCCUGGCGAGCGCGCAACACAGAGACGACUCUGACGAUUGCGAACCACCUCCCUGUCCCACCACACCGCACACGCAAACAGAACAAUAUUUAAAAGGAUUGCCAUCAUCCAGCAGUAACAACUCAGAGUGUAACACAUUCACAGACUGCCAAACACACCAAGAAGCACGUCUGCUUCCAGAGAUUGUGGAGCGAAGUCUGCUGUCCUUACUUUUCAUCCCGUUCCUGGCGCUCAUCCUGCUGCUCGUAUGGAAGCUGAGAUCGCGACGGAACAGCCGAGGUCUUCCACAGACUUCUGGAGAAGGCGUUCUCUUCACGGGAACAGAAGGAAGCGCAUCCCCGCUAGAUUCCCAAAUUACAGAAAAAAACAGGUUGAACAUGAUUGAAACUGUGUAAGGACUCCUACAACUACUUCAGCUGGUGAUGAAAGUGACAUUCCAUUGAUGAGAAACUUCUGAAGUGCUUAAAAAACAAAAACGACCCAAAAAAAACAACAACAACAACGACAAAACAUAACGAAGACCUGCUUACAAACUGUUUCUCCAUUUAGACCGCUACCACCAACACCGGUCUGGCUGACCCUUCUACUGUAUGGAUACGCUUUCCUUUUUUCAUUUAAAACUGGUUUUAUUCCUUGAGGAGCAAGGAAAAGAAGUGGUGGUCCGAUGAAAAGCCCUUUGACCUUCUUCUUCAGGACUUAUGGCAUCAGAACAAACUUCAAAGCAAGAAAAGAAUGCCAGAUUGUUACUAUGCUGAUGGUGGGUUUUUUUGGCCCUCUACUCACUCCAAUCCCCGGAUAUCCCAUCCUUUUCCUCCACAUUCUCUAAGGCCAUCAUCUCUAUUUUAGUCUCGUUGUGAAGCUUGUACAUUGUAUUUAUUUAUUGCCACACUCCAGGGAGGUAUUUUGCGUCUCUCACACAUUCCCUGGAGUAUUUAGCGGACUGUUGGGUGAGGAUACGGAGUGGGUAAAGAUGAAAAACAUUACAUAGGAAAAAGGAACAUAUUAAUAUACAGUGGAACCUUCAAAACACUUUUUUUUUUGUUUUUUUUUUUUAUUCUUGGCUGUCAUACAAGUACAAAAGAAAAUACCGUAUUUGCCCGAAUGUAAGACGGCCCUGAUUAUAAGACGACCCCCUCUUUUUCAAGACUCAAGUUUAACAAAAGAAUUUUUGACCGCCAAAUUAAUUUUUAUACAGAAAAUAGAAGAAUAGAAAACAGUACAUCUGAAACAAAUGAUUAUAACAAUAUAUUUGAGAAAAAAAAAACAUGCUAUCUUGCCUCAUUCUAAUCUUAAUAUCUGAACAUUUAAAUAUGUAAACUAAAGUGCAAUCACAUUCGUAAAUGAAUGGCUUCUGGUUUUUGAAAUGUAAAUAAACCAAUUAGGGCUGUAAAAAUUAACGCGUUAACGGGCGGUAAUUAAUUUUUUUAAAUUAAUCACGUUAAAAUAUUUGACGCAAUUAACGCGCAUGCCUCGCUGAAACAGAUUAAAAUGACAGGGCAGUGCAAUGUCCACUUGUUACUUGUGUUUUUUGGACUUUUGUUUGGGUGCAACUGAUUUUAUGGGCUUCAGCACCCAUGAGCAUUAUGUAAUUAUUGACAUCAACAAUGGCGGGCUACUAGUUUAUUUUUUGAUUGAAAUUUGUACAAAUUUUAUUAAAACGAAAACAUUAAGAGGGGGUUUAAUAUAAAAUUUGUAUAACUUGUACUAACAUGUAUCUCUUGAGAACUACAAGUCUUUCUAUCCAUGGAUCGCUUUAACAGAAUGUUAAUAAUGUUAAUGCCAUCUUGUUGAUUUAUUGUUUUAAUAAACAAAUACAGUACAUAUGUACUGUAUGUUGAAUGUAUAUAUCCGUCUUGUGUCUUAUCUUUCCAUUCCAACAAUAAUUUACAGAAAAAUAUGGCAUAUUUUAUAGAUGGUUUGAAUUACGAUUAAUUAUGUUUAAUUAAUUUUUAAGCUGUAAUUAACUCGAUUAAAAUAUUUAAUCGUUUGACAGCCCUAAAACCAAUCUAUUGUGAUAAAACAACAAAAUUGCAAUAAAUGCAUUAACCAUCAAAGUGAAGUCUAACUGUAGUCUUGAAACAAAUCUGAAUAUGGAAAAACAUUGCAAUAAAAUAAUGCAAACUGGUUAAACUUGAGAGUAGCUGAGAUAUGUCAUGACAGAACAUCGCUUCAAUGAUAUCUGGCGCCAUCUGGGCGUCGUGAAUUGGUAUAACGUCUAGACCGCGAAUAUAAGACGAACCCCACUUUUUCAGUCUUAUUUCAAUGCAAAAAACACCGUCCUAUAUUCAGGCCAAUACGGUAGAUCAAUAAAAGGUUAAAGAUUGUUUUUAAAAAAAGAUAAAUAAAAAUAAUUAAAAAGAAAAAAAAAAAACAUUAAAACCUCCCAAAAGGAAAUAAUGCAAAUAAUCUGUUCCAGGGUUGUUUGUUUGUUUGUUUGUUUGUUUGUUUGUUUGUUUGUUUGUUUGUUUGUUUGUUCGUGCUAACAGUAAUACAAAAUCUGUUUAAAGUCUCAUGGGAAAAUACAUUUCAAGUUUUUACAAAUAACUAUGUCUUGUAAAUUUGACAUAUUACACAAAGUGUUGUAAGCAGUUCUACCACAUGUCAAUAAUAUGAAAAUAAUGACCACAGGCUUCUAUUAUUUUCCCACAGUGGUAUAAUACAUUCUGUAGUUCUCAGUCUUUACAUGUUUUCUACCAACAAGUAAGGUUUACUGCAUUUUGAAACAAGAGGACUGAGAUUUUGGCUUUGAAAGUUCCAUUGUAUUCAAACACAUGCCAGCUGCUAUGCUAUUUAAGAAAGAUGACGCGAGAACGCCAAAAAGAGCCACGAAUGCCCGUUAAAAAGAAGAAAUAUAUGCAUUUGCAUCCUUUUUGUUUUUUUUGUUUUCCAUUUUGCCUUAUUGUAGCAAACCAACAUCAAAUUGGAGAAGUAUUUCAAAUAGCGUUGCGCCAGCUGAAGCUAACCCUUUAAAAUGUCCAGUCUAUGAGGCUGAUUUGCAGCUAACAAACAGCAGACAUCUUCAUUCAUUUUCUUCCACUUCUCUGCGCGUCUUUGAUGUGCCAAAAGCUAAAUGCACUCAAGCUUCAAGUAUGAGUCAUCUGCAGGAAUAGGUGGACGCUUUACAAAUGCUACGAUCAAAACUCAUGUAACAUGAUGGAAUAAGAAAUUUACUCAAAUGUUAUAUUUAAAAAAAUAUAUAUUUAUUGAAUAUAAUUGGAUUGGGAUGUAACAAAGCACGUAUAUUAUAUCAACUGCUGGUCAUAUUUUGGACUCCAACAUUCUGGGGGUAAAGAAAAACAAUUUUGCAUUUCUAACAUUGCAAAAAUUGAAAUUAUUGGACUACUUUUAAGUGAAAUAGAAAAAAGAUAUAAUUUUAAAAUGUUUAAUUGAAUUGUAUGCAGUGUAAGUAAUUAUAUAUGUAUAACUUAUAUUGUCCAUGAUGGUAUCAGGUAUUGUUACAACUAAAGUUGCACCGAUACCGAUACCAAUAUCGGCAGGGGGCGCCAAUCCGGCCCGAAUUGGUGGUAUCGGUAUCGACGAGUACCAUCAUUUAGGGCGCCGAUACCAUCUACUGGCGUCACUUGAGCGCAAAUGAACUGUCUUUCCCACGUGAGCUAACUUUCCAAAUCUCGAUGCAUGACAUUUGUAUGUAUUUGUCUCGAAUUUACCAUACGUAAGUAUCAUCUUCGUCUUCAAUACUCCAGACGUUCACUACAACGCAUAUCCGAGAUGUUACGCUGAUUUUCUAACAUGGCAUUCACAAUCGAUUAGCAUACGUAAGCUAAUGACUGCUGUUGGAAGAUGAUGGGAUCAGAAAGGUUAAGACCAUGAGAGACUAAGCAAACUCAUGGUUUCAUGAUGAACAAUGAGUGGCAAAUUAAGAGCGCCGUACUUCAAACUUGUCCUGUUUAUAAAAGUCGAUUAUCAUAUGCUGGUGUUGUGCAGUAAUGAGCAGAACUGACUUCUGUGGCCAGAAAACACUCAAGCUGCGAAGCGCGCACACUAAAUAUCAUCAGAUAGCAACCUAGAUGUCCUAUGUUAGAUUCCCAUGCUAACUCUCACGCGCACACCAUAGAUAUCAUCAAAUAGCAACCUAGAUGUGCUACAUUAGAUCCCAUGCCAUUAGCUGCGUGAGCCCAGAGCGACGCCAUAUUGUCCAUUGAUGAAUUAGAAACCGCCAUGACUGAAUGAAAGUUAAGCAGGCCAAAUCAAUCCAUACCAGUGACUAUAGAUAAUGCUGCAAAUACUUUUAAUUCAGCACAUGUUACAGAUGGACUCAGACCACAAAUAGUAUGUUUUGCUUAUAUGGUAAAUAUAGCUGCUAAGAGAGCUGCAGCAAUCAACAGUGUGCCCCACUUUACAAACAGUAAAGAUUGUUCUCAGCACUUAUAUACAAAAUUUCUUCAGAUCAGUAAGAAGUGGGCACAUAAAUAUUAUGCAUUAAAAUGCUUGUUUAUAUGAUGGCACUGUUAUUUUUGCUUGUUAGCUAAACAAAAUAAUAAUAAUAACAGUUGUAAUUUCUGUGUCAGACCAUUAAAUGUAUUGAAUUGUAUCGAAAAUCGUACCGAACCAUGACUUAACUGUAUCGUUGCAUCCCUUAUACAUAUAUAUACAUAUAUAUGCAUAUAUAUGUAUAUAUACAUAUAUAUAUAUAUAUAUAUAUAUAUAUUUUUUUUUUUUUUUUUUGCAAACAGUGGUAUCGGAAUGGUAUCGGUAUCGGCAGAUACUGCACAGCCAGGUAUCUGUAUUGGUAUCGGGCCCAAAAAAUGGUAUCGGUGCAACACUAGUUACAACAUAUACAUACAAAAUAUUGUGUAAUUAAUAUUUUAUAUUUACUGGCCUCAUUUCAACUCAAGUGUAAAUAAAUUUUAAAUGAAAUUUUUAAUUUAAAUAUGGAGCCAUAUCCAAUCUUAUGUUAUUAUCUACUGUAAUUGGACCAUUUCGUUUAAUUACAAUGAAUCCACAUGCCAACAGUGUGCACGUUAGAAUCUAAUGGAUCAAGUUCUCUUAUAUUGAUUUUGAAUGAAAGUCCACUUGGCAGGGCUAUUGACUGAUUGGAUAGAUGCUAAUCGUUGUUUUUUGUUUCAAGUGACGGUGAGGAACCUUCGUGUUAGUUUCUUUUCCAGAUCAACUUUAAAACAACACGCAAAAUGCUACAAAUUUAUAUGUGCAUGUCUAAACCUCAAAUGAAAACAUAAAUGAAUGGCCCUAAGUGACCAAAAGUUAAAGCCAGCGGAAGAAAUUGUAUCCUUUUUUUUUUUUUUUUAUACUUUUUUUCUGGAGUUGUAAACAAUACUACGGGUAAUUUUGAUUCACAAUGUGACAGUGCAUAUAUGACUGGACAAUUUGUUACACACCAUCAAUGGGAUCGUCAAUGGAUGGAUUUCUCGCCCACUUUUUUGCGAGUGUGUUCCUCCGCGUACAUUUGGCCCAUUUGUCAUCGGAGCUUGUUUGUCAUUGCUUAAAAGACUUCCAUUUGUUCUACAAUGUCCCGACCCGGGAUGCUACUGCUACAAUUCCGCCCUUUCUUCACACGCCUUGCUGCGACAGUGUCUUUCACCCUCACACUGACUUUUGACGAAAGCUGUGAAUGAAUGAAAACGUGGUGGUGAUGCGUUUGUUUCAAGAACUUUUGCACACCUCCUUGAAUUCUGUUGUUUCUACUGGUCAUGAAUACCACUCCCCACCCUCCUGUUCAUUUUUUCUGUUUUAAUCUCACAGUGGGACAAUCAAAACAGCUCCAGAAAUGAAAAUAAAUCUGGAUGGCCCACAAAAAAAGGCAUAUAUUGAUAUUAUUAUUACUAUGAUGAUGGUGAAUGCCCAGCUGCAAUUCUGGGUGAGAACUCUACUGUAGUCUGUAUUUUUGUAUAAAUGUUAACAAGCAUACAUACAAUAUGAAUAAAGUACAUGUAUCCUGAUAUGAAAAUACUCUUUCCAAAUGGCUGCAAACAUUCAGACAUUUGCUCGAGGCUGAAAUACUUAGCCUUUUUAUGUGAAGGCUAAUUAGUGACAUACCAGUCAAAACAGUGACGGAUUACCUUCACCAAAUGUUUCGGGGGGGUAUGGCAACUCUUUUCUUUUGAGGGCCUGCGCAUAGAAGGGAUUGCAUGGCUUAAAUCAUUUGGAAAAGACUGUCAGAUUCCCAAACUACGCUAAACUCUUGCCAGUUUUUUUUUUUUAAGGUUUUAGGGUGGGGGGAUGUGCAAAAUGUCAAGAACUAGAGGGAUGUGCUUGGUUCCAAACAUUUGGUAGGAGCCUUAAGGGACUCCCAAACUAUAGUGCUUUAAAUUUCUUCUAGGGUGUGUAUUGGUGUGCUGCUGUCAGGAUGUUGAUGAAGACUGCAUGGUCUAAAAUGAGGGAUUUUCAAACCAUGGCAGGCAAUGAUUUGGAUUU